Molecule: messenger RNA, 1998 nt
Organism: Topomyia yanbarensis
Lineage: Eukaryota; Metazoa; Arthropoda; Insecta; Diptera; Culicidae
Product: transcription factor grauzone-like
Exons: 5
Coding region: 185-1777 (530 amino acids)
Biological process (GO): regulation of transcription by RNA polymerase II
Cellular component (GO): nucleus
Molecular function (GO): DNA-binding transcription factor activity, RNA polymerase II-specific; RNA polymerase II transcription regulatory region sequence-specific DNA binding
Source: RefSeq, a predicted model, not a curated record
GUAGGGCAUCACAGGGUGGCUUUUAAAUAUUUUUAGCUUAAAGUUGCUCAAUUGUCGACCACAAGAACUGUCAGAUUACUGUUUGUUUAUUGUCUACUUAUGUCGCGGAAAUUGAUCAACCUAUAUCAUUAAUUAAAAUUAUUUUUGUAUGAUAAAUGUUCUGACUCUGAUUUGAAAAACUAAAAUGUUUAAGGGUGCACCAUGCUGCAUGAUUUGCAGCGAAAGAUCCGAACGAUUUUUAUCUAUAUCAGACAACUUUGACGGUCAAAAAAUCGAAUCCAUCCUGAUGAAACACUUUUGGUUUAAGACCGCAGAUUGCCAGAACCAGUUCGUGUGCUCUAGUUGCUGGAAGAGGAUAUCGGACUUUCAUCAGCUAUACUGUGCGGUCGAGACACGCUGGUUCUAUGUUAAACCAGCUUUACUGUUCCGUUGCGAAAAGUGUGACCACUCAAAGGCCUUCAGCACUGAAACUGACCUGCAGUUACACAUUCUGUUGCUUCACUCUAAGGAUACCGACAAAGUACACAACUGCGAUCAAUGUGAUAAAUCUUUUGCCACCGAAUGGCAGCUUUCUAGUCACAAAGCAUGGCACCAGGAUGUGGAUAAUUUGAAUAUUUCGUGUACUGUAUGCAACAAACAAUUUGCAUCAAUGCACACCCGAAAUGCUCAUGUGCGAAAUCAACAUUUGGAUUAUUCGAUAGCCAACAUGGCAAAGGUAGUGAUGAAUCAUGAAGGGGACGUAGCUGAUAGUACGCUGAUAGCGACAACAGAGACAGAAAAAGAAACCGCUAAGAAAAUACAAAAAUCGGCUGAAACAAUAGCGCAGGAGGAUGAAUUGAUCCGACAAUUUUGCAAUUUGUCCUGUAAAAGGUGUGAGUAUGUUGGUGAGAAUCUCUAUCAACUUUUGAAGCACUAUACAACCGAUCACCAAAUGCGUGGCUAUGCGGAGUGUUGCGGAAACAAGUUUACCAAAAAACCUCGCUUGUACAACCACUGUCAAUUGCAUGUGAAUCCGAAUAUGUUUCAGUGUGAGAUAUGCAGCAAAACCUUCUCUCAGGGUGAAGCGCUGGAACAGCACAAUCAAUGGGUACACACUCCUGACUCUGCAAAGCCAUUCAAAUGUGAUAUUUGUGAUGCUGCAUUUUGCAAAAGUUUUCAGCUCCGGUUUCAUAUGAAGUACCACAUUGCCAAAGAACAAAAAAAUUUCCAAUGUAAAGAUUGCAACAAAUCCUUUGGCACCAAUCUUUUACUUCAAGCUCAUCGCCACAACCAUCACGGAGCUUUCAGCAAUUGGGCUUGUGAUAUUUGCGGCAAAGGUUUCACGCACAAGGCACUGCUGGAAAAGCACUACCUUCUGCAUUCGGAGCAAGGCGCUGCAAGUUUAAUGGUACAGUGCGGACACUGUAGCAAGUGGCUGAAGAACAAGGACACCUAUCAGAGCCAUGUGAAACGAUGCCUCGCCAGUGGCUCUAUUACUUGUGAUGUUUGCGGGAAAAAACUAGCGAAUGAGCCAGCCUUGGCACGACACAAACGAGUCAUACACCGGCAUCGUCCAAUGCUUGCAUGUAGUUAUUGCGGUAAAGCGUACAAGGAAAUUCGGCGAUUGAGAGAGCACGAAGCAAACCAUCGUGGGGUUGUUUUGUACACGUGUCCUUACUGCCCGAAAACGAGUAAUUCAAGUUCAACCAUGCACAACCAUAAGAAAUCGGCUCAUCCAGAGCAGUUUGCCGCUAGAAGGGCGGAACAAGCAUGCAUACAGUCGGAUACAUUGUUGUAGUAUAUAGCAUACAAAUUUUAAGAUUCACAAUAUAUCUGUAAAACGUAUGUCCAAUUUAAAUUCCUUCAUUCAUCAUCAUGCAGAAUUUAUAUUUACCGCCCUAACCCUUACUUGACCAACUUUUUUCUAUCAUUUAUCGGAUUCCAAAGCUAAUUCGACACAUAUCCUUCAUUAGGACCUAAGUCGCAAUGUACUGAAAUGGAGAAAAAUCAGUUUCAAUA